Messenger RNA from Diatraea saccharalis (sugarcane borer), 2528 nucleotides. NCBI's taxonomy places the organism in Eukaryota, Metazoa, Arthropoda, Insecta, Lepidoptera, Crambidae. The record is from the annotation of a GenBank genome assembly.
AUGCAACAUUUUCUUAAAUUACUUUGUGCAAUGACAAUAUGUUCUAGUGAGGAAUACUUUCCAUUGCUACCUCUGGCAGAGGAACUUUUGGAAUACUUUACGAAACAUUAUAAAGAUUUUUACGGUAUUGACUAUAUAACUAGCAACGUUCAUAACUUAACUCAUGUUGUUGCUGAAGUUCGACAUUUCGGAAUGUUACAAACAUACAAUGCAUAUAAAUUUGAAAAUAAAUUAUACUUAAUAAAAAAUUUAUUAAGACAAGGUAAUAAACCACUAUCCCAAAUAGCUAAAAGACUUAAAGAGUACGAAAGUUUGGAUCAUGAACAAUUUAUUGACCAGACACAUUCUAAUUACCCGUAUGUAAAAAAGCAGAAAGAAUUUAGUUUUACAUUUCAAUUAUUUUAUUUUAUCAAAUCAAAGGUCAGAUUAAUAUUUUUUAACUGUUAAUAAAAAAGUAAUGGAGGUGAUAUGUAUCAAAGUUGAAGAAAAUCAAAUAUAUAUUUAUUGUAAGAAAUUUGAUAAUUUAGUAAAUGCUUUUGACCUUCCCAUCUUCUCCUCUUAUCUAAAUAUUUUCAAAAGCAACUAUUAAUCAGUUCUAAGUUCAGAGUACGUGUGUUCGCCGUCUGAUGUUAAAUGUAAACUUGUGGUCACUCGAUAUGAAUCUGAUUUAUAUUUUGUUCCUUUACUACACACAUUGUAACUAGUACAAUGGAAUCGCCUGUUGUUGUAUUGGUGAAUUGAAAUAAAAAAUAUUUGAGAUUAAUCAACUUGUUUUAUUAGCAAAUAGACCCAUAACUAGGUAAAUUCUAAAAUAACAAUAGUAUGAACAAUAUUUGAACAACAUUGUUCCUUUUAAUGUGUCUGACAUGGUGAAUCGAAAAAGACAAAAAUCAACAUGUUUCUUUGCAAAGUUAAUAAGAUUGUACCCGUUGGGCUAUAAUGUUGAAAUUUUCGAGUUGGUUGCUUGGUCCGAUAAGGUUUGGCGAGAGCGCUGUGGUUUCAUGUUCUGUUGUCGAACAAUCUAACAUUUCUGUCAACUGCUUGUCAGCAAUUUCGUACGACAUAAUAUUGUUUCUUUUUACAAUGCAAUUUAUUUUAGAUCAGUUUGGUUGUGGAGUUGAAUCUUCUAUUUUACAUAACUUUUAACUUUUUUUGUUCGGCCAGUGUAACACUCCAUGUUCCUCCCACGUAGAUGGACAGAUGCAAAGUUCUUGUUUAUUUUUGUUUUCAUUAUAAGUUUGAAUAAUUUUGAAAGGCAUUCUGAAAACCAGUUAGAGUAGUAAGUGUUAAACAAUUAAAAGAGCGAAAAAUUUUGAAGCAGCUGCAAAGGAUUAUCGUAUGUUCGGGUUUUCAACGAGUUCUACGGAUCUCUAAACAAAUAACUAUUAGUGUGGUUUGAUACCUGCAGUAAGUACGAAAUAAAAGUGAUUACAAAGACUUGAACUGCAUUAGCGGUACAGGUAUUACUUGGACCUUCAGAAGAGUGAAUCUUAACACUUAGACGCGCAGAGAGGAAGUAUUAAGGUUGAAGUUGCAAGUUAAAGCUGCUUCUGAUAGACGCCAUAUUUACAAGAGAUUUAUUUAUCUUUAUUUUAAACAUUUAUAGGUUUUUAUCACCAUUUGUAGUAAAAUAUAACUAAAUAUAGAACCAGCAACUUAAUACAAAUGUAGUCAAGUAGGUAUGUAAUUUCGAUAUCGUGUAGGUAUGUGAUAUAAUAUUAUUUAAAUAAUAUUAUUUUACAUUUUUAGGAUAUUCUGAGGUAAUUAUUGAGGCGCGUUAAAAAUACUCCAAUAAUAUCAACUAUAUGCACGAUAGACUGAUCUGCGUUUUUAGCCACUUGCAUAUAAUACAAAAUAUAGCUGAAAAAUACUUACCUUCACUUCACUUAUUAUUAAUUUGUAUUCAGUAAUGUCUGACUCAGGAACAACAGAUGUAUUUAAUAAAUGAGAGACAAAGUGAAUGAUCAGCGAUCCUUUAUUCGUUCAGUUAAAUCCGUCAUUCAUUCAAUAAGCACCUCAAGAGGUUUAGUGUGGUGUUUAUUAUUAGUUGCAGCUCAUGUAGCGCUUUUAUGCCACUAUUAUGAACUUAUAAUGGAACUGUAGGUUGCAAAAAGUUGUGCCCCUUUGGCUCCAAAGCGGCUGCAUAAGGUCUGCAAUGCACGCUCUGACGCUUUAGCUUGGCGCCUAUGGGAAUACUCGAAUUAGCUCCAAAGCUCUUAAGCAACUAGUCUGCGCUUACUUAUCUAAACUAUUUCUUAAAAUAAUAACUAAACUAAAUUAAAAAUGUCUCCCAGAUCAUUGCCUAAGGUAAGGUACCCAGAAGGCUGCGAGCGUUACCUCUUUGAAUAGCUAAACUAAUUCUUUGGGCGAGGUACAAACCAGCCUUCUGAUCACCUGACCUGUCAAAAAGUUUCUUUUUUAAAUCUUGAUAAAAACGAUAGGCUCCAGGGCCCCACGGACCCAUCGUUUCGACCCCAAACGGCUCAAAUAUGUAGGUAUUACUUAUACCUGAAUAUUUUCGCCGUUUG